GGGGCCGGGCCGGCCGCGCGCCACCGGCCUCAGCGCCUGUCCUUGCAGGAUGAUCACCGACGUACAGCUCACCAUCUUCGCCAACAUGCUGGGCGUGUCGCUCUUCCUGCUAGUCCUCCUCUACCACUAUGUGGCCGUCAACAACCCCAAGAAGCAGGAGUGA
Molecule: messenger RNA, 163 nt
Organism: Carlito syrichta (Philippine tarsier)
Lineage: Eukaryota; Metazoa; Chordata; Mammalia; Primates; Tarsiidae
Product: dolichyl-diphosphooligosaccharide--protein glycosyltransferase subunit 4-like
Exons: 1
Coding region: 50-163 (37 amino acids)
Cellular component (GO): oligosaccharyltransferase complex
Source: RefSeq, a predicted model, not a curated record